Molecule: messenger RNA, 546 nt
Organism: Zingiber officinale
Lineage: Eukaryota; Viridiplantae; Streptophyta; Magnoliopsida; Zingiberales; Zingiberaceae
Product: LIM domain-containing protein PLIM2b-like
Exons: 4
Coding region: 4-546 (180 amino acids)
Biological process (GO): actin filament bundle assembly
Cellular component (GO): actin cytoskeleton; plasma membrane
Molecular function (GO): actin filament binding
Source: RefSeq, a predicted model, not a curated record
ACCAUGGCUUUCAGUGGUACCCAGGACAAGUGCAAGGCCUGCGAGAAGACCGUUCACUUCGUCGACCUGUUGUCUGCCGAUGGAGUCGUCUACCACAAGACCUGCUUCAGAUGCAGCCAUUGCAAAGGAACUCUCUCGAUGUGCAAUUACUCUUCCAUGGACGGCGUCCUAUACUGCAAACCUCACUUUGAGCAGCUCUUCAAGGAGACAGGCUCCUUCUCCAAGAAGUUCCCAACGGGCACAAAAUCUGGAGAGAGGACAGUUAGCAAGUUCUCCUCCAUGUUCUCUGGAACUCAAGACAAAUGUGCUACAUGCAAGAAGACAGCGUACCCCUUAGAGAAGCUGACGAUGGAGGGAGAAAUAUACCACAAGACGUGCUUCAAGUGCUCGGUGGGAGGUUGCACCCUGACGCCCUCAUCGUACGCCGCCCUCAAUGGGAUCCUCUACUGCAAGCACCACUUUGCUCGCCUGUUCAUGGAGAAGGGAAGCUACAGCCAUGUGAUCCAGGCGGCCAUGGUGAAGCAGACCGCUGCGGUAGAGCAGUAG